Messenger RNA from Puntigrus tetrazona (Sumatra barb), 7088 nucleotides. It is a transcript of the gene ptprga, whose product is annotated as protein tyrosine phosphatase receptor type Ga. Gene Ontology annotation, biological process: protein dephosphorylation. The record is from RefSeq and is a predicted model, not a curated record. The transcript is spliced from 30 exons. Gene Ontology annotation, molecular function: protein tyrosine phosphatase activity; protein binding. Lineage: Eukaryota; Metazoa; Chordata; Actinopteri; Cypriniformes; Cyprinidae. Bases 469 to 4788 code for a protein of 1439 amino acids.
CUCUCUCUCUCUCCCAAGCCUGUUUUAAAGUCUCUGCCAGACUUCAGCUCAUGCGCUACUUCCUGGAUGGCGGAAUGGAAAGCUUCCAGAGCCGCUCCAACUCCUGUCUCUGUGUUUUCAGCCUGAUGCAUGGACUACCGCUCCUCUAACAUCUCUCUCUUAAUCCACCGUUCCCUUGACAUGCUUCUCUUCUGGACUACAAGCUCGGCCGUCUGAAAGAGAGAGAGAGAGAGCGAGAGAGAGAGAGAAAGAGAGCGAGAGAAAAGAAGAAGAAGAAAAAACUCUUUCCUCUGGCUCGGUCGAACUUCAAAAGAAAAGAAAAAACCUCUCCAAAGGACUUCGUAAAGGAGGCGACCGAAACGCGUUGAAGAGCGUCCCCGCGCUUGUUUGUGGGAGUUUUUUUGUUCGCCAGGAGGAUAACUCUGUCAACAGUUGCCUUAUUCCAGAUCUCCAUGUAUACGGUGUGACAUGCGGAGGCUACUGCGACCGCGCCGCUGCUGCUGGUGGAUUCCGCCUCUGCUUUUCUCCUCGCUCGUGCUCCGCUGGGCGCACUGUCAUCCCGAUUUAUCUGCUCUUCCGGGGGGUUCGUUGAAUCAGAAUUCAGCAGGAAGCACUGAUGUGACAUUCAGGUCGUGGCCGAGUGCAGCACUGGCUGAUGGGAACAAAGCGGAGCAUCAUGACCGGCCAAUCGGUGAGAGGCACCGCAGAGCAGCCGAAGAGUCCUACUGGGCCUACUCAGGGACGUACGGACCAGAUACAGGGUGGGCGGCAGCUUUUCCUGAGUGUCAGGAGAGAAACCAAUCGCCGAUCAAUAUAGCCGACCAAGACACCAAGGUCUCAAUGGAGUUCCAGGAACUUACGUUGGAUGGGUUUGAUGCUGAGUCAUCCAACAAGACAUCAAUGAAGAAUACAGGCAAAACCGUGGCGAUCUUCCUGAAGGACGAUUAUUUUGUGAGAGGAGCCGGGCUACCAGGCCGCUUCAAAGCUGAGAAGGUGGAGUUCCACUGGGGCCAGAGCAAUGGUUCCGACGGCUCGGAGCACAGCAUCAAUGGCAGGAGAUUCCCUGUGGAGAUGCAGAUCUUCAUGUAUAACUCAGACGACUUUGACAGUCUUAACACAGCCAUACGGGAGAAGCGAGUAAUUGCGGCCAUGGCUGUCUUCUUUCAGGUGGGCAUGAAGGACAAUCCUGCAGUAGAUCCGAUCAUUCAUGGACUAAGAGGAGUGGUUCAUCACGAAAAAGAAACGUUUCUAGAGCCUUUCGUGCUUAGAGACUUGUUGCCAUCCUCCAUCGGGAGCUACUACCGCUACAUCGGCUCCUUGACCACACCACCCUGCAGUAAAGUGGUGGAGUGGAUCGUCUUCAGUCGGCCUGUGUUCCUCUCCUACAAACAGCUGGAAGCGUUCUAUUCCAUCUUCACCACAGAACAGCAGGAUCAUGUUAAAUCAGUGGAAUACCUGCGUAACAACUUCCGCCCACUCCAGAGUCUGGACAACCGAGGGGUCUUCAAGUCCGCCGUCAAAGAUGCUUGGCUGCCCGACUUGACCGACAGCCUGGGGAACCCAUACGGUACUGAGGCUUCUAAAGCAUGCAGCAGUGCCCCCAUCAACAUGAACGUCCAGCACAUGAACAAGACGGCGCUUGUCGUUCGAUGGUCCCGUCCGGAGAUCACCUACGAUCCACCCAUCAUGAGCUACCACAUCUCCUACAGCUGGACCAGAAACGAUGAGUCAUAUGAGGAGACGUACGUCAAAGGGAGCGAUCAGAAACUGGAGGCCGUCAUCGCCCCGGUGUCGCCGGACGUGCUGUACCUGUUCCGCGUCCAGGCGGUGUGUUUGAACGACAAGCGCAGUGACUUCAGCCAGAGCAUGCUCUUCAGAGCCAACACCACCAGGAUAUUUGAGGGCACAAGAAUAGUCAAAACUGGGAUGCCAACUGUGUCCCCAGCAUCUUCGGCAGACAUGGCGCCCAUAAGCUCCGGCUCCUCCACUUGGACUUCCUCGGGUCUCCCGUUCUCCUUCGUUUCGAUGGCCACCGGCAUCGGCCCCUCUUCCAGCGGCAGCCAAGCGACGGUGGCGUCCGUGGUGACCAGCACCCUCCUGGCGGGGUUGGGUUUCAGUGGCGGGGUCAUCUCCUCCUUCCCUAGCUCCGUCUGGCCCACCAGGCCUCCGCCCUCCAGCCGCCAGACCCCAGCCAAACCCAUGGUGACCACCGCAGAAGCCCCUUCCUCACCGGCCUCCGACGCAGACACCGGCGCAGCUGCAGAGAGCGACGGAUCGGACGACGGGGCAGAUAAGGGAGGGAAGGGUGAGGACGAGGAUGGAGAAAAGAACGGCGAAGAAGAAGAAGAUGAGGACGAGGAGAAAGGUGCAGAGAGUAAAGUCGCCAGUGUUCCAGACGAUGUUGAAAAGCAGACGAACAGCUCCGUGACCAAAGAGACGCCCACUGCAGUGCCGGAUUCGACGGCGAAAGAGAAAGGAGAAAACUCCACAGCACCAUCUAGUGUCCCGGAGGACCACGCGGAGACAAACACACACAAAAUAAGGGAAGAGGACACACAAGUCCUGCCAACCAGAGACCCGGUGGGUGAUGAAAAUGCGACAGCAGUAAUAGAGACCCCAGACGACACGGCUUAUACCAGCAAACCCAGCAGAGAAGACCGCAAACACGUGCCUCCUUUCUCCAUACUUACAGAGCGUACCAUAGUCUCCAGCAUGCACCCAGUGCCCGCUUCAGCACGGAUGGAGUGGAUCAUUCCUCUGGUGGUGGUGUCGGCGCUCACCUUCCUCUGCCUCAUCCUGCUGCUGGCCGUCCUGGUUUACUGGAGGAGGUGUUUCCAAACGGCUCAUUUCUACGUCGAGGACAGUAGCUCUCCCAGAGUUGUGCCCAAUGAGAGCAUCCCGGUCAUCCCCAUCCCAGAUGAUAUGGAGGCCAUCCCUGUUAAACAGUUUAUCAAGCAUGUAUCAGAACUCUACUCCAACAACCAACAUGGGUUCUCAGAAGAGUUUGAGGAAGUGCAGCGCUGCACAGCAGAUAUGAAGAUCACAUCAGAACACUCCAAUCACCCUGACAACAAGCACAAAAACCGAUACAUCAACAUCAUAGCCUAUGACCACAGUCGAGUGAAGCUCAGGCCUCUGGCGGGAAAAGACUCCAAACACAGUGACUACAUCAAUGCCAACUACGUGGAUGGCUACAAUAAACCCAAGGCCUACAUCGCAGCUCAGGGUCCUCUCAAGUCCACAUUCGAGGAUUUCUGGCGGAUGGUGUGGGAACAAAACACCGGCAUUAUAGUCAUGAUCACUAACCUGGUAGAGAAAGGCAGAAGAAAAUGCGACCAGUACUGGCCAACAGAGAACAGCGAGGAGUACGGUAACAUCGUGGUGACUCUAAAGAGAACCAAAGUAAUGGCGUGCUACACACUCCGCAUCUUCACUAUCAGAAACACCAAAGUAAAGAAGGGUCAGAAGGGUAACACUAAGGGACGUCAGAGUGAAAGAACGGUUCUGCAGUAUCACUACACUCAGUGGCCUGAUAUGGGCGUCCCUGAAUACACGUUACCCGUGCUCACCUUUGUCAGGAAGUCCUCUGCCGCUCAGACUCCAGAGAUGGGCCCUAUGCUCGUACACUGCAGUGCUGGCGUGGGCAGGACGGGAACUUAUAUUGUGAUUGACAGCAUGCUGCAGCAGCUGAAAGAUAAAGGCUCGGUCAAUGUGCUGGGUUUCCUCAAACAUAUACGAACGCAGAGAAACUAUCUGGUCCAGACGGAGGAGCAGUAUAUCUUCAUCCACGAUGCCUUGAUGGAAGCCAUUCUUGGGAAGGAAACAGAGGUGCCCUCCAGUCAGCUGCACAGUUAUGUCAACAACAUCCUGACGCCGGGCCCAGGGGGCAAAACACGACUGGAGAAGCAGUUCAAGUUGGUGACUCAGUGCAAUGCGAGAUUUGUGGAGUGCUUCAGUGCUCAAAAAGAAUGCAACAAGGAGAAAAACCGCAACUCUUCUGUUGUCCCAUCGGAAAGAGCACGUGUUGGUCUCGCACCGUUGCCUGGAAUGAAAGGCACUGAUUACAUCAAUGCAUCUUAUAUAAUGGGCUUUUACCGGAGCAAUGAGUUCAUCAUUACCCAGCAUCCCUUGCCUCACACCACUAAAGAUUUCUGGAGGAUGAUCUGGGACCACAACGCUCAAAUCAUCGUCAUGUUACCAGACAACCAGGGCCUGGCGGAGGACGAGUUCGUGUAUUGGCCGAGUCGAGAGGAAGCCAUGAACUGUGAGGCGUUUACAGUCACUCUUAUCAGUAAAGACAGACUCUGCCUCUCCAGUGAGGAGCAAAUCAUCAUUCAUGACUUCAUCCUGGAGGCCACACAGGAUGAUUACGUUUUAGAAGUUCGUCAUUUUCAGUGCCCAAAAUGGCCAAACCCAGACGCUCCCAUCAGCAGCACCUUUGAGCUCAUCAAUGUCAUUAAAGAAGAGGCCAUGACCAGAGACGGACCCACUAUAGUGCAUGAUGAGUUUGGCGCGGUGUCUGCUGGGAUGUUAUGUGCUCUCACCACACUGUCGCAGCAGCUGGAGAGCGACGGAGCUGUGGGGGUCUACCAGGUGGCCAAGAUGAUCAACCUCAUGAGACCAGGAGUCUUUACCGACAUCGAACAGUACCAGUACCUUUACAAAGCUAUGCUCAGCCUGAUAAGCACUAAAGAGAACGGAUCCAGCCCCAUGUCCCUGGACAGGAACGGCAGCGUGGCCAUGUCUGACGAGUCGGACCCGGCCGAAAGCAUGGAGUCGCUCGUCUGAAGCCCCUCCGAACGGGCCGCGAAGAGGCACUUACUCUAACUUUGUAAAACUUCAAGGACUAAGACAGACUUUUUCUGAGGCCUUUUUUGCCAGAACUCUUGGUUAAAAGAAUAACCUGAUUACUUUUUUACACUGAUAAAAAGUUUUUGAUAUUUAUUUUUUUCGCCAUUUUAUGUCUUAAUGUUAUCCUACUGAAACAUUUGCACCGACGUUUUUGAGUUCACGACAAACGAAGCGAAACGAAACGAAACACGGUUCUGUCUAGUUUGCACUAUGAAAAAUAUCAGUGUUACUGCCUAACUCCGCCAUCUCCGCCACGGCCAGUCUCCCGCUCGCUCCAACCGUCCCGACAUUCCACGAUAAAGCGGCUCUCCGAAGCUUUACAGAUAAACGUUUUCCACGCACACCUCAGACGCUGGAAAAAGAGAUUACUCCCGUGUCCGGAGCUCCGAUUCGCCCGCGAAAGACCGUACGAGCAAUAUGGAUUAUGUUCGUUUUGAUUCUCGUUUGCUUUGAUCAUUUCGCGCGCCUCCCCCGAAUAGUAUAUCUACCCAUUACGCUUCUAGUUAAACCCAUGUUUGCUUUCGAAAGGUGGUAUUAAAACGGCUACUGUGAACUUUUUGUAUGAUUCAUAUUCUGCUUUUAAUAUAUAUGAAUAUAUCGUAUAUCAUGAUAACUUGUGCUUUUGUAAAUGUCGUCUGUCUCCACGAGCAGCCGUCACGGUCUCGUGACUCCUCUAGCGCCCCCUGCUGGUUUGGUUUCUCCAUCGCUUCACGCUGCAAGCUGCUACUUUUGUCGCUCGUGACCGAACACCGCGCGACUCGUAACGUUGGAGCCGGUUCUGUCCCCCGCCCGCUUCAUUUUGUAAUUUUAUACUGCUCUACUUCGUCCUGGGUUCGCCGACAUACGCCGUCCCGUAACUUUGAGAAUAAUGUAUACAAGUCUCUCGAUGCCUUCUGUACAGUCUCAUUUCACCUCGGCAGGUGUGUGUGUGUGUGUGUGUGUGAUAUAAGUGUGUGUCGUGUUUGGUAUUGACUGGUUUUACUAGACGCUUGUAGACUCGGUCCGAGCAUUUCUUCACUAAACUGACCUCUUUUUACGCGUCUCUCAUUUCCUGUCAUCGAUCCUCAGACACCGCUAGGGGAAAGAGUUACUGUAAUAUCGCAAACGGUCGUCUCGCGCCACACGCAGCACAAAGGCCUUGCUAACGAAACAUUAGAAUCAGUCUUACCGCUUCGAAAAAUUCAUUGAUUUUUACCAAAGACUACAGCUGUCGUUCGCUCCAGUCACGAAAAAGUUGUUGUUUUUUUUAUGACAGGUUAAAGCAGUUUUAAGCAGAAUGUUUUUUUGGAAGCGACUGGAAAAACUAUGUCGAAAGUGUCGACGUCGUGUGUCUCGCUUCGCGUUUUCGCUUUCCGUCUGUUGCUUUCGCGGUUUUAUUGUUCGUUUCGCUUUCGUCCGAGCAUUUGUUGAUCCGACAGGUCGUGUUUCUUUCCUUUUUUUAUGUCCUAAUGAGAAUGUAUGCCAUCACUGAUUUCUUUUGACGUGAAUGAGAAAGCUAAUGAUUCAGAAAUGCGUUACGCUGUUGAGGCGGGAAAGACGCUCAGUUCCAAUUGAAGUCACGUCUCUCCAACAUUUGGGGUAAUAUUCUGACUUUGCUUCGCGUACGACGACUGGAUCUGACGAGUUGCAUUUCUAUGUUUUUUCUAACAUUUGUUGGGGUUUUUUUGUCCUGUGGCGUCUCUUUUUUUUUCCUUCUCUCGCGUUGUUCGUGCGUUGUCAUGUUAAAAAAAAUGUACAUAUCUCUCCGUUAACUCGUCAGUCUCUAAAAGCUUUGUAUCCUGGCAUAUAAUUGCAAACGUUAUAUUUUCAUAUGGAUCGGUUUGUUUUUAGUUUCGUGUGUAGUUCUCAUUAUGAUGGUCAACACGAAACGUCCCCGAAUCCCCCGGAAGGUGGCUGACAUCGCAUCCCAGACACACAACGAUCAUAAAGGCAGUGAUUGUGGUAUUUCUGUUUUCUUCCCGCCCUUCGCGUCGAAAUUAUUUCAUUGUCCACACACGCAAUAGAAUAAAAGAAUAAGUUCUCCCGUACAAAGCAGGUGGGUGUCGCCAUCAUAUCCACUUUUUCUAAUCUGGAAUAACACACAAAGGAUUUUUUUUUCUCCCUUUUUUUUUGUUGAAGGAGUUUUCUUUCUUUUUCUUUUUGUUGAAAGCUAUAUCAAAGCAUUCUAUUAUAGUGUUAUUUAAUAUGUAAAUUGUAUUGCUAUACAUAAAUAAAAUAUGAGUUUUGAUGUACUUUAA